Molecule: messenger RNA, 1833 nt
Organism: Trametes versicolor FP-101664 SS1
Lineage: Eukaryota; Fungi; Basidiomycota; Agaricomycetes; Polyporales; Polyporaceae
Product: ubiquinone biosynthesis hydrox
Exons: 6
Coding region: 9-1715 (568 amino acids)
Biological process (GO): ubiquinone biosynthetic process
Cellular component (GO): mitochondrion
Molecular function (GO): 2-octaprenyl-6-methoxyphenol hydroxylase activity; oxidoreductase activity, acting on paired donors, with incorporation or reduction of molecular oxygen, NAD(P)H as one donor, and incorporation of one atom of oxygen; FAD binding
Source: RefSeq, a predicted model, not a curated record
CCCACAUCAUGCUCCGCGGUCCUGCCCGCACACUGCGCCGGAAUGUGAAUCAGAUCCAUCUCGCACGACGCCGCGCAGCUUCUACAGCUGUGCCCCAGGAGAGCGACGUAGUCAUCGUGGGCGGUGGCCCUGCCGGUCUAGCUCUUGCGGGCGCGCUGAGCUCUACUUCCUCUGCUCGGCACGCGUUGCGCGUCGUGCUAGUCGAAGCAAGUGACUUGGACAAGGUGGGCAACUGGGCACCGCCGACCGGCACCUACUCCAACCGGGUCAGCUCCAUCACGAACGCGUCCCAGAGUUUCCUACAAGAGAUUGGUGCUUGGGCGCACGUCGAAGAAGCUCGUACAUGCCCGAUAGAGGAGAUGCAGAUCUGGGACGGCCUGUCGGAUGCACGCAUAACGUUCUCAACACAUGAUGACAGCUCAUGGGAAACGUCCAGAGCGGAACCGCUCUCCCAAAUGGCGCGGCUCACGGAAAACCUAAACCUCCAGCGAGCACUGCUCCGGCAACUCCGCGGCACUUCCGCGGUUGAGGUGGUCGACAAGGUGAAAGUGGAAUCUAUCCAGCGAGAGGACCGCGAAGGCGGCGGAUGGCCGCUUGUCCACCUCUCUGACGGCAGAGUCCUUCGCGCAAGAUUACUGGUCGGCGCCGACGGCUUCAACUCGCCUGUGCGAGCGUAUGCGGGAAUAGAAUCCUACGGCUGGGCGUACGACACCACGGCCAUUGUCGCGACGCUCUCCCACCACCCGCGAACACCCUACCAGGCGCCGAAUACGAUUGCCUAUCAGCGCUUUCUCCCUACCGGACCAAUCGCGUUCCUCCCUCUCUCCCCGACCACCUCCUCCAUGGUCUGGUCGACCAAGCCGCAUUUGGCCAAGACCCUCCUGUCCUCGGACCCGGCUGUCUUGACGAGUAUGAUCAACGCAGCGUUCCGGCUGCCGGACGUGUCCCUGCGGUACCUGCACAACGCCAUACUGGAAGCAGCUAACUCCGGCGCAUCGCUGGAUGCACAGCAGCUCCAGCAAGAGAUUGCCUGGCGAGAGCGCUCGCACGGAAUCGACGCACGCUCGGCGUACUCCCUCGCAGCGGACGCUACGGGUGUGCCCCCUGCAGAUGCGGACUCGCUCCCGCCGCUGGUCACCUCAAUCCAACCGGGCACCGCUGCGUCCUUCCCGCUGCGCUUCAAUCACGCGGACGAGUAUAUCGGAGACCGCACCGUGCUCGUGGGUGACGCCGCGCACACGAUCCAUCCGCUGGCGGGCCAGGGCCUGAAUAUGGGUCUCGGAGACGUUGAGGCGCUCUUCCGGUGUGUCAACCAGGCCGUACUCACCGGCAGUGACAUCGGCUCGCGCACGGCGCUCCUGCCCUACUCCCGCGCUCGCUACUUCGAGAACCACAAGAUCAUGGCCGCGUGCGACAAGCUGCACAAGCUCUACUCCGCCACCGCCGAGCCGAUCGUCUGGGCGCGUUCCGUCGGCGUGGAGGUGCUCAACGAGCUCGACUCGGUGAAGGCCGCCAUGAUGCUCUCGGCCGGCAGUCGCCCAUCGAGUACCAGGCCCUCUGGCGCACAGCUCGGGGCCAAUAUCGCUGCGACUGGCCUGGAGAAUCUGGCGCGGGGCAUCAGCCGCGUGCGGACGCUCACGGAGGGCGUUGCGAACAUCGCGGGCGCGGGCGUGCAGCGGCUUCUGCAGAGCGUGAUCAAUUCCCAGCGUCGUUGAGCAUACACUCACUAUUACCGUGCGUUUUCGGGCGUGAUGGUCCCAGCACUACUACGUAUAGUUUGCAAUAAUAUCAGGGCCUGAAGAGGUUGAAUAUAUGAUGUGGAAUUUGAUCACG